This is a messenger RNA of Lutzomyia longipalpis, 8157 nucleotides long. RefSeq lists its product as uncharacterized. The record is from RefSeq and is a predicted model, not a curated record. Gene Ontology annotation, biological process: amino acid metabolic process. NCBI's taxonomy places the organism in Eukaryota, Metazoa, Arthropoda, Insecta, Diptera, Psychodidae. The transcript is spliced from 18 exons. Gene Ontology annotation, molecular function: asparaginase activity; protein binding. The coding region runs from base 133 to 7806 and encodes 2557 amino acids.
AUUCUUAGUCCAAAAAAAAUGUUAAAGUUGAAGUUGGUAAAAAUAUAAAAUACCAGGACUCUGCUGGAGGAUUCCUACCACAUUCCUUAUUGUCUCUGACUGAGAGUGAGAGGAAAACGGAAGUGCAUCGAAAUGGAUCAGUCGCGGGAGAAAUUACUCAAAUCACUCGGGCCACGUCGUCUCUUUGGGAUUCCAAAUGAAAUUGCCAUGGAGCAUGAGUAUCCCUCGGUGAUUUAUGAGGAGGAUCCAACGGAAAUUCCCGAGAUGUACAGUGAAGAUCAGGCAAUGCCAAAUUAUAUUUUUAAACCCCCAUCAACAAUCACGUGGGCAGAUCAGCAGGAGUCAUACAGUUCAUUGCCAGUGGAAGUGGAGCAGAUAAAUAGUGUCGAUGGAUGCUUUGAGAGAUUCGAUAGACGCUCCCAUCCGUGGGAAGCUGAGGAUGCCAAUGAUUUUAUCACAACACUCGAUGAGAGUCUCAUACUCGAUAUUCAAUCCCUCGAGCGUAUUGAUACGAAUGAAAUGCCAAAAGUUGCACCAGUAGCUGCUAAAAUGAAAAAUCAGAGACCCAAAUCUCUCUACGAAAUACCAACUGCUGGGGAUGCAGCAAAUCAAAUUAUGGUCACAUCAGGUGGACCGGUUGAGAAAUUUCCAAAAAUCAUGACUACCUCCUACUAUGGGGCCCUCAGCACUGGCAGCGACAGGAGAGCCAAGAGCAACAGCGAGGCAAGUUUGUUGCUCAUGAAGAGCCAAGAGGAGUUGCAUAUUGCACCACCUCUGGAUGCACGAAUGCUCUUCCCACAGACAUCCCUCUGGACAGUGUCCACGGAUGAGUUGAAGAGCUCCAAAUCGCAGCAGCAGUCACGAGAUGAUAUCCUUGCAUCACUCGAGAAUUCCUUUUGCGACUCAAAUUCAAUGUCAUCCUCCAUAAACUUCAAUGGUGGCCCCAGUAAGUGCCCCACAUCAUCCACAGCGGCCAUUGCCGACAUUGCCGAGUUGGAUUUACAAUCAAUUCGAAGAUUGCUAGAAAGUGAGACGACCAGCAGCGAUGGCGAUACGUGUCCAAGUUGUCAGAUGCCAUUUGACAAAGGCAAAAAGCGGAAAUUAAUUGAUACCUGUGGUCAUGAGCGCUGCUACUCGUGCAUGUUCAAAAAUGAACAGUGUCCCAGUUGUAGCUCUGCCCCGAAGUCGUUUCUCUCCACAAAGGCAUCUGGCAAUAAUGGUAAAUUAUCAGCUAAUGGUGGUUGCCAUAUUCAGGAAAGUGAUUUGCAAACAUCUCCAGGGUCAAGUGUUGCACAGAGGGGCAGUGAGCUGAUCAAGUCGAGAUUUAGUUCUGUCUCGCAAUUGCUUCAGAUUAAUCGAAAAGAUUCGAAGCAGGAUCAGAUGAGGCAUUUGAAUCAUCCAGCACUCAAGAGGGCAGAAGACUUAACAUCUCGCCUGUGUGCCACUCCUCCGCAGAAUCGCAGAAAGAUCUUCAACACGAAGAACCUCCGCAGUCCCUUUGGUAGCCAUCGACGGACUGCAUCGACAACGGCAACCAUUGAGAAUGUUGGCGAUAGAUCAGGUUCAUCGUCACUCUGCACAUCGACACACUCGGAUUCUGUGGUCACGAUGAGGCAUCGUAAGCAGACCUGCAAAAAUGUUGUUGAUAAAUCUCAUAGAUUGAGCUCUUCGGGCUCGGCAUCAUCCACCUAUGCUGGCCAUUUGUCCUCACUUGUCUCGGGUAUUGGGAAGAUAAGGUCGCUGUGGACCGCGCAGACCACAUCGGACAACGUUGGGCUCAAUCAAUUGGCAGACGACGAGGGUGAUGGAAUGAAGGAGAAUCCAUGCCAUGUUGCGGGAAAAAUGAAAGAUGAAGAACUUCAGACACGUCUGGGCUUCUUCCUGGACAAUCCCUGUCCACGCAGUAGUGUUGAUAGUGCCAUAAAACAACCCCUUCAGUCAUGUACAUCCCUUGUGUCGACAAAUACGAGCCCCGUGUCCACACUUACGGGCUCCUCCGAUGCCGAUAUGUCGCGAGCUCUUCAAGAUUCCGGAGUCUACAUCGCUGGAUCCAAUUCAAUUGGAUCCCUCAUGUCGAUGUCCAUCUCCGAGCAGAGCAAUAGUUCCCUCAGUCCUGUUACGAGACGACAUUCAGUUACAACUUCUCAAGCUGGUCAGGUGGAGGAUUUGACGAUAUUCAAGAAUCGUCGAGUUCCUCUGAGACGAUCAGCACGUUCGGGAGCCCUCAAGGGUCCCGUAGAUCCGAAGAUUCGUUUUGCACAGUACAGGCAGGCACAGCAGUUGACCCUUAAGCCACUAUUCUUCGAGGUUCCUGUCCAGGAGCAGGAGCCACUCUUUGUGGGACGUCAAUGGCUCAUGCGAGACAUAUCGAAUAUUCUCAAUCAAACAGACUCCCAGGGAAUCUUGCUGCAGGGUAGCCCUGGCACGGGGAAGACAGCUGUUCUGCUGCAACUUGUGGAGCACUCGUGCUUCGGACGACGCCGCAAUGGUGCCAAAGACAACGAGGGCAUCUACUGCCAAGCAAACGUGGUGAAUGAGCGCAUUAAGGCUCUCUCCUCGUACAUCGUGGCGUAUCAUUUUUGCCAAACCGAUAACAAUUUAACAUGCCUUGUGCCGGACUUUGUGCACUCACUGGCGGCGCAGCUGUGCCAAGCACCUCAAUUGUCCGCAUACCGUGAUUACCUGCUCGGGGAAUCGCACCUGCAGAACAUACUUAGCGUGAAAGAGUGCAUCGCUGAUCCCGAGAGAGCACUGAAGAUGGGCAUUCUCGAGCCACUCAUCACCCUGAGACGCUCAGGGAAUAUUACGGCAAAGAAUUGUGUUAUCCUCAUUGAUGCUCUUUGUGAAGCUGAAUACCACCGACCUGACCAUGGGGAUACUCUUGCGUCCUUUCUCGCAAAAAUGGUUGCACAUUUCCCGCCAUGGCUGAAAGUUGUUGCCACGGUACGGACGCAAAUGAUGGAAUUUGUCAAGAUGCUCCCACUCACACGCCUUUCCCUGGAUAUUACCAACGAAGCUACACAGAAGGAUAUCUACGAGUACUGCAUGUUCCGCCUCAAGACGAGCUCUUCCAUUGUGAACAACAUCCAUCCAAGUGGCAAGGAAGGGAACAUGUCGAAUCAGAGUAAAUUCAUUCAGUAUCUCAUCUCAUUGGCCAAGGGAUCAUUUCUCUUUGCCAAACUCACCCUCGAUCUCAUUGAAUGCGGACAUCUCGUUAUAAAAUCUUCCAGCUACAAAGUACUUCCGGUUUCCCUGGCACAGAUCUUCCUGCUUCGUUUCAAUCUAAAAUUCCCCACAGUGGCAAAGUAUGAGAAAGUCUCCAAUAUUCUCAACAUUUGCCUCGCCACCCUGUACCCUCUAACUCAAGUUGAGAUCUUCUACUCCAUCAAUGCACUUCAGGCAAAUAGCCCACUGACGUGGCAGGAAUUUGUGGAGAGUUUCAAUGAACUUUCGGACCUUCUUGUGAAGCGUCUCGACAACACCUACAUGUUCUUCCAUCCAGCUCUACGGGAAUGGCUCAUACGACGAGAUCCCAGUGAGAGUGUCAAAUUCCUUUGCGAUUUCCGCUUAGGUCAUGCUGCCAUAGCCUUCCGUCUGUCGCGACUGCAUGCUCCCCUCGAUGGGGAAUUGGCUCUGGAGUUGGGACAUCACAUCCUCAAGGCUCACAUCUACCGCAAUAGCAAUCACACACUCCUCCCGCGUGAUCUACAAGCUUACUGGAUAGCUUCCGUAACUGAUUGCAUUUCUUCCUCCCUCUGUACCCUUCGCAAUGUCUACAGCCCGAAUAUUAAGGUUUCCCGCUUGCUUCUGCUGGCUGGGGCAUCGCCAGACUUUGUGACGGACUUUGUGGGAAGUGCCCCGAUACUGUGUAUUGCUGCUUCUGAGGGAAUUGUCUCAAUGGUGAACCUUCUGCUGGAGUUUGGAGCUGAUGUGGAGAAGUGCAAUAGCCAGGGGAAUACCCCAUUGAUUCUGGCUGCUGCCAAGGGGCAUUGUGACGUUGUUCGCCAACUUGUGGCAGCUGGAAGUGCCCUGGGACACACAGACACCUCUGGACGGUGUGCUCUUGUCCAUGCUGCAAGAUCCGGGAAGUUGAAUGUUGUGAAGUAUUUGCUGGCUUGUGAUUGGAUUCCUCGUGAAGGUUCAGGAGAUAUGAGUCUAACACAGGCAGCACAGCAAGCUCUCGUGGCAGCAUCAGCUCAGGGUUCCACGGAGAUUGUGGAAGAAUUGCUGGAUUCCGCUGAUGUUAGCAUAGAUGGGGAGGAUAGCAUUACGGGAGAAACUGCCUUGACGGGGGCAGCAAAGUGCGGCUGUGUGGAUACAGUGACAGCCCUACUAGCUCGUGGAGCUUCCUGCGAGGCGUACAACAGGAAGAAUUUAUCUGCACUACUGGUGGCUGCCAAAGAUAACCAUCGAGGUGUAAUUGAGCGUCUCAUGCAGUACCAGGUUGAUCUGGAAAUGGCUGACAAUGAUGGGAAGACAGCUAUAAUUGUUGCCGCCCAGGAAGCCAAUGUGGAUGUUAUUGAAGUUCUCGUGGAACGAGGGGUGAAUUUGGAGAAGGCAGACAAUGAGGGUCUCACAGCACUCAGCUGGUCAUGCUUGCGUGGGCAUCUGCAGACGGCGACGUAUCUGAUUGAGAAGUUUGCAAAUGUCCAUCAUACGGACAAAACGGGCAGAACACCUCUCGAUUUGGCGGCUUAUCAGGGAUCAGGGGCACUUGUGCAGAUGCUCCUGGAUCGUGGAUCUCAAAUUGAGCAUGUGGACAUUAAUGGAAUGAGGCCACUCGAUAGGGCAAUUGCGUGUCGCAAUGUGCAGAUUGUGCAGGUUUUCCUCAAGAGGGGUGCCAAGUUGGGACCCACAACCUGGGCCAUGGCCUCCGGGAAGCCAGAGAUAAUGCUUCUACUGCUGAAUAAACUGCUGGAAGACGGAAAUACGCUGUACAGGAAGAAUCGCCUCCAGGAAGCCUCACACAGGUAUCAGUAUGCCCUGAAGAAGUUCCCAACGGAUAAUUCCGAGCACAGUGCCACAUUUAGUCAGCUAAAGGUCAACUUUCUGCUAAAUCACUCGCGAUGCAACAGAAAAAUGAAUAAUAUUGCAGAGGCGAUUGAUUUAGCAACGCAGGCAAUUGAAAUGAAUCCCGAAAGCUACGAGGGGUUCCAUUUGAGAGCAAAAGCCCUCCUUGAGUGUGGACAGAUUGAAAAGGCAUUCUCGGACUCAAAGUCAGCCCUACAGCGCGGACAAACGGCCACGAUGGAUAUAAAAAAUGUCCUAAUUCGCUUUCACGAUGAAGUUCUCAAGCGAAAGGCCUACAUGCUAACCCACGAGACCGAUUCAUCCACAGAUUACAGCACUGAUGGCGUAGAGAAUGACAAAGACGAGCUCAUCGUUGAUGCGUUUAAUGCAGUACCAGAGACCCACGGGGAAUGUGCAAACGAGAAUGUGGAGAUCAAAGAAGAAGGAGAACCACGUGGUGGGUUGAUGCUCCGACACAGAUGCAAUGAUUGGGAUGUGAAUUUUAGCAUAGCCAGUGUCCCAGAGGGAGUAGAAGCGACCACUCCAUGGUGCUACAACACCGGAUAUCGUGAGAAUGACAACAGCAAGGAAUACAAGAACUGUCUGCAUAUGACGGAGCAGGGCGACAGCAAUGAGGAGGACAAACACCCCAGAAGCAGCCAUAUGCUCACUAGUACGAAUGGGCUGGAAUCCCACAAAGGGAAUCUGCAUGGAGAGCAGAAGGCCGAGGAUGUAGAAGACGGUGUAGCUUGUGAAGAGGCGUGCCAUGGAAAAGGUGUAAAAAGGCGAGGAAGUCACGGCGCAAAUUCCAGUAUGGAAAAUUCAUCAUCAGAUUGCGAAGAUAUUGGGAGUGAGCUUCGUGGAAAAAUCAAUGGGUCCGCAAGCCACGUGAGUGUGGCGUCGAGUCUGCGUUCUGUGAGUCUCAGCAAGAUGGGACUCUCGACACCGCCAAAAAUUUCGGAGAAAUCAUCCCUCAGGCGAAACAGGAGCUACGGCAACAUGUUGGCAUCAGGAAAUACCGAAGCGAAAGUCCUUGUGAUCUAUACCGGCGGAACAAUUGGAAUGAUGAGAAAUGAGAAGCAUGCACUUGAACCCAUUCGGAAUGCACUUGUGAAGAAUAUCCGGCGCUUCCCGCACAUGCAUGAUGUGGAUUAUGCACAGGAGAGAUUUGGAAGUGGCUCCACGAUGGGUCCUCUGGUGCUGCCCUUUGUGGAGAAUCAGCAGAGAAGAGUAAUUUAUACGGUCACAGAGUAUGAUCCGCUCUUGGAUUCCAGCAACAUGACCAUCAAUGAUUGGGUGCGAAUUGCUGAAGAUAUUCGGCAAUCUUAUGAAUUCUUCGAUGGAUUCGUAAUUCUCCAUGGGACGGACACCCUUUCCUACACAGCAUCAGCUCUUUCUUUUAUGCUCGAGAAUCUGGGAAAGACAGUGAUCAUUACUGGAUCACAGAUUCCAAUCUUUGAGACACGCACAGAUGGAAAGGAUAAUUUCACAUCAGCCCUCAUAAUUGCUGGCAACUAUGUGAUCCCCGAAGUGACGGUAUUUUUCGGUUCUAAAUUAUAUCGUGGCAAUAGAACCAUUAAGAUCAGUUCAGCUUCUUUGGAUGCUUUUGACUCACCAAAUGUUCCGUGUUUGGCUAAAAUUGGUAUUAAUGUGGACGUUGACUACAGGCUAAUCUUUCGUCCCUACACAGUAAAUCGAUUCUGUGUUCACAGCAUAUUGGAUGAGAAUGUGGGCAUCCUCAGAAUUUUUCCCAGUAUCACAACAGCCACCAUAAAAGCUUUCCUGCAACCUCCAAUGCGCGGGGUUGUUCUUCAGACAUUUGGUUCAGGAAAUAUUCCAUCGAAUCGACAGGAUAUGCUUGAAGCUCUGAGAGAUGCCUCUAAAAUGGGCAUGAUUAUCGUUAACUGUACGCAGUGUACUACAGGAUCUGUGUGUGAUUUGUAUGAAACUGGACGUUUACUGCAAGACUGUGGAGUAAUUUCUGGGUACGAUAUGACACCCGAGGCAGCUCUUACCAAGUUAGCAUACUGCCUGGGGAAGGAGGAAUGGUCCCUGGAGGAGAAGAAAAAAAUGAUGCAACGAAAUCUUCGUGGAGAACUGACUGCUGGAAAGUCUCCUGAAAUGCAGGAAUUUGAUUUAAUCGACGCUGUGGCGAGAUCUCUGCAUCUAUCUACGCCCCAUGAGCUCUCCCAGCUUGGAGCUACACUCUUUCCCGCCAUGGUUAAUACAGCCGUUAAGGCUGGAGAUCUAGCCAAAGUGGAGCUGAUGAAGUCCUACGGUGCUGAUCUUUCGACCAUCAACUAUGACUACAGAACAGCCCUGCAUGUGGCUGCAGCGGAAGGACGGGAGGAUGUUGUGAAGCAUUUGCUACUGCAUGGUGUGACUAUUCAUGUGCGUGAUCGUCACGAUCGUACACCUCUGAUGGAAGCAAUCGCCAAUGACCAUCACGAAAUUAUUCGUUUACUCAUCAAGUGCGGAGCACAUCUCACAGGAUCAGCACGGGCUAUUGGGGAAUUUCUAUGCGCAUCAGCAGCAAGGGGACUUCAGAAGCGUCUGGAGUCGUAUCGCCUAGCAGGAGCUGAUCUCUCCCAACCAGAUCCCUCAGGUCGUACAGCUCUUCACCUAGCUGCUCUUCAUGGCUUCAAAGAGAUCGUCGAGUAUCUCCUGCAGAAUUCCGUGGACAAAGAUGAGGUAGACCUCCUUGGACUCACAGCUUAUGAUUAUGCCAAACAAGUGGGUCAUGAAGAUAUUUGUAAGAUCCUCAAUGGCAAGCAUGUAAAUGGAACAAGUCACUAAAUGACAAAACUUUUUAUAAUGUAUCUCCUCAUUUAAUUUUUUGUAUUUUGAUUUACAUUUUUUUCUUUAAAUUCUACGCCGUUAAAACAUUUCUAAAAGUUUUCCUAACAACUUCUACAUGUUAUACAUUUUUUUUUUUAAUUUCCUAUACUGUACUGAUAUUCAUCAACUUGCAAUGAAAAUUAGAGAUUAAUGACUGAUCUUAUGUGAUCUGUGAAUCAUUGUUUUAUUUUUAUCUAUUAUUAUGAUAUUUUUUUUAUAUAAUACUUUUCUUGUUAUAAAUGUAAAUCUAUUGUAAAUGUUGUAUAUUAUGUAUAGUUUUAUAGAGAUAAUUAAAAAAAGAUUUACAGA